AUGGUUCACCCCGCCUCCACCUGCUGCAGGACCUCCCAGGACGGAGGCUGCGUCUGCGCUGCCCAGGCCAAGUGCUCAUGCGGCAAGGAGAGUGCCCUUCACUGCUCCUGCAACAAGGCUACCUCUGAGAACACCACCUCGGGCCCCCGCUGCUCUUGCCGCGCCCGCCCCGCUGGCCAGUGCACCUGUGAGCGCUCAGUCACCGAGAACAAGCCCAUCCACGGCGAGACCUGUGCCUGCGGCAGCCGUCCCUCUGCUUCCUGCACCUGCGAGAAGGCUGAGGCUAUUGAGUCCGCGUUGGAGCAGGACUUCACUACCCGCGCGUGA
Messenger RNA from Penicillium canariense, 327 nucleotides. Its product is annotated as putative copper resistance protein Crd2. The record is from RefSeq and is a predicted model, not a curated record. The transcript has 3 exons. NCBI's taxonomy places the organism in Eukaryota, Fungi, Ascomycota, Eurotiomycetes, Eurotiales, Aspergillaceae. Bases 1 to 327 code for a protein of 108 amino acids.